Artibeus jamaicensis (Jamaican fruit-eating bat) is the source of this 2418-nucleotide messenger RNA. RefSeq names its product regulator of G protein signaling 7 (gene RGS7). The record is from RefSeq and is a predicted model, not a curated record. Gene Ontology annotation, biological process: regulation of G protein-coupled receptor signaling pathway; intracellular signal transduction; G protein-coupled receptor signaling pathway. The transcript is spliced from 17 exons. Lineage: Eukaryota; Metazoa; Chordata; Mammalia; Chiroptera; Phyllostomidae. The coding region runs from base 381 to 1790 and encodes 469 amino acids.
GGUCCCGGGUGCUGAAACUGCCUCCCGGUUCCUGCGGCCGCGGCUGGCGCGGGGCACAGGCUCGCCUGCCAUUUGUGCUUCCCAGAGAGCCGAGCCCAGGGGCCGGGGCUUGCUAGUGGGCUCCUGUGGGGUGGUUGCUCUGAGGCUUCUCCGUUCGGCGGCUUCCCUUGGGGAGCGCGCUAAUUGCCUUCUGGUGGGGUUGAACUCCCACCAGUUCUUGUUGCCGGGGUAGAUCCUGAUGCCUUCUUGCAGAGAUUGGGCACGAUUACGUCCUGACUGCCUAAGCACAGCGACGUGAGAGGAGAGGAACCAGUGGCUGGCAGCGCAGGCAGCACGGACCGGUAAUUCCUGUAUCCCCGCGCGAGCCAAGUGUGGGUGAAAUGGCCCAAGGGAAUAGUUACGGGCAGACCAGCAACGGGGUGGCGGACGAAUCACCCAACAUGCUGGUGUACAGAAAGAUGGAAGACGUCAUAGCACGCAUGCAAGAUGAAAAAAAUGGAAUUCCUAUUCGAACUGUCAAAAGCUUUCUUUCCAAGAUACCUAGCGUCUUCUCUGGGUCAGACAUUGUUCAAUGGUUAAUAAAGAACUUAACUAUAGAAGACCCAGUGGAGGCGCUCCAUCUGGGGACGCUGAUGGCUGCUCACGGCUACUUCUUUCCCAUCUCCGAUCACGUCCUCACACUCAAGGACGACGGCACCUUUUACCGGUUCCAAACGCCCUAUUUUUGGCCAUCAAAUUGUUGGGAGCCAGAAAACACAGACUAUGCGGUUUACCUCUGCAAGAGAACGAUGCAGAACAAGGCCAGGCUGGAGCUGGCAGACUAUGAAGCUGAGAGCCUGGCCAGGCUGCAGAGAGCGUUUGCUCGGAAGUGGGAGUUCAUUUUCAUGCAAGCGGAAGCGCAAGCAAAAGUGGACAAGAAACGAGACAAGAUUGAAAGGAAAAUCCUUGAUAGCCAAGAGAGAGCAUUCUGGGACGUGCACCGGCCCGUGCCUGGAUGUGUAAAUACCACUGAAGUGGACAUCAAGAAGUCAUCCCGAAUGAGAAACCCACACAAGACACGGAAGUCUGUCUAUGGUUUACAAAAUGACAUCAGAAGUCACAGUCCUACCCACACACCCACGCCAGAAACUAAACCUCCAACAGAAGACGAGUUACAACAGCAGAUAAACUAUUGGCAGAUACAGUUAGAUAGACACCGGUUAAAAAUGUCCAAAGUUGCUGAUAGUCUGCUAAGUUACACGGAGCAGUAUUUAGAGUAUGACCCGUUUUUUGUGCCACCUGACCCUUCCAAUCCAUGGCUGUCCGAUGACACCACUUUCUGGGAACUUGAAGCGAGCAAAGAACCAAGCCAGCAGAGGGUGAAGCGGUGGGGCUUUGGCAUGGACGAAGCCCUGAAAGACCCGGUUGGGAGAGAGCAGUUCCUUAAAUUCCUAGAGUCAGAAUUCAGCUCGGAAAACUUAAGGUUCUGGCUGGCCGUGGAGGACCUGAAGAAAAGGCCUAUUCGAGAAGUCCCCUCCCGCGUUCAGGAGAUAUGGCAAGAGUUCCUGGCUCCAGGAGCCCCCAGUGCCAUUAACUUGGACUCUAAGAGCUACGACAAAACCACCCAGAACGUGAAGGAGCCUGGACGGUACACGUUCGAAGAUGCUCAGGAGCACAUAUACAAAUUGAUGAAAAGCGAUUCAUACCCACGUUUUAUAAGAUCCAGUGCCUAUCAGGAGCUUCUACAGGCAAAGAAAAAGGGGAAAUCCCUCACGUCAAAGAGAUUAACAAGUCUUGUUCAGUCUUACUAAAAGGAUCGUCCCGUAGCAUGGAAGCAGACUGAGUCGUUGCAUAACUUUGUAGCUCUGUGUUGUCACCUGGAACAGAGGACCUUAGAACAAGAUGUCGCAUGAGCAAAGGACCUGAAUUGUUCUUCCUCUGUGUGCCGUAAGGCAUCACCAUCUGCAAGGGACUCUGCCAUCUCAAUGCCUCCAUUUCCAAAUGUGGUCUGCUUACUUCCUCCUGGUACUAAGCUGGAUCUGUGUUUUUUCCUUUUUAUCAAGUUCAAGUGAAGUAAACCUUUUACUUUCCCGCCCCCUCACUUUCUCUCUCUUUCUCUUAAAGCUUCUGCUAAAUACACAGCUCACUGAAAAUUCAGUCAGUGACAAACUGGAAGAAUUGUGAAAGGAAAAAAAAAAAGCAUAUAUAUACAUAUGGCUUCACAUUUGCCAAUCAGUCAAUUAGCACAGGAAGUUUGACUUCACCGGUGUAUUCACAGUCAUAAACAAGCUCAUAUCUUUGUCCGCUGUCUGUACUUUCUCAGUUAAUAUUUCUUGCAUUUAUUUUUAUACCGUAUUUAAAUAAGAAACACCUUUUACUCCAAAUGGAUUAAAGUUGAUUCCCUCUCUGUAAAUUUGUGUAUGUUUAUAUUGUUGUUUU